GCGAUGACGAGUUUUUUUUAUAAGAAAUUGGUAUAUGCACGUGCAAGUUGGUUGUUUUACAAAUCAAGAAUAGGAAGAUUGUUAAAAUGGUAACAAAAAUACCCAAAAAGGGUAAAAAUCCUGGAUCAGUGGACAGUUGGUUGGAUACAUUAGGAUUUUAUAGGAAGAAUGUGGCGUAUGAUGAAACAUGUUUGUUUAGGGCAGUCAGUGAACAGUUGUUCGAUUGUCAAGUUUACCAUGAAAGAGUCAGAAAAGAAUGCCUUGAAUACGCAAGAAAAAACUUUGAUGAGUUUAAAUUUUUGGACUUAAAUGGAAAUUAUUGGGCUGAACAUUUAAAUAAGUUGGAAAAACACAUGGUUGUUUGUGGAAAUUUGGAAUUGAACAUAAUAUCCAAAAAGUAUCAAAGAGACGUUCAUAUCUUUGAUGCUUCAAAUCAAGUUAUUAAAACUUUGACAAAUUAUGGCUUUGAAAAUCCACUAUCCUUAUGCUUGAUGGAUGAGGACCAUUAUGAUGUUAUUUAUAAGAAAGAACAUAUUGCAACUGCAGGGUACUGUCAAUCAAUAGUCUACAAACUGUUAUAUGAAGAUGUAUUUCAUAUACCAAAUGUAGAUGAAAUAGUAAAUAGCAUGCUAUAUGACAAAUCAAAUAUUAUUUUGCCAAUGGCAAUGGAUCCAAAUGAGAGUAAUGAAGGGAAAAAAGAAAACAAUACAUCAAAUGAACCUUGUGAAUUUGAUCAAAAUCCUACAAAUAUAGCUCCCUUCCCAUUUAAGGUUGCCAAAGCUUUAGAUCCAACUAUUUAUAGAAAUAUUGAGUAUGAUUCAUGGGGAGAAGUCAGAAGAGAAUUCCGCUUGGGAGAUUGGUAUUAUGGGGAUGAUAAACUGAUAUUAGGAACAAGAUGCAUUCUAAAUGAUACCAUUCAAAACGAGCAAUAUGAAUGCUACAUUCAAGAAAUAAUCAAAGAUCAAAAUAAAUGUGUUGUUUAUUUAAUAAAGCUUGCUGAAAAGAGGACUGUUGAUUAUACAAAUCUUUCACCUGAGAAUGAUGCUAAACCAUGGCCAUUACCAUACAGGUUCUCUAAAAACCUUGUAAUAGGCCCUACACCACUUUCAGUGCCUGAGAAAAAUUCCAAAAAUCUUAAAAAACGCAAUAAGGACAAACGACGCAGUAAAUCUUGUAGUGAGAGUAGCGCCUUAUCCAACAACUUAAACAAUCCUGAUACAAAUGAUAAUGUUAAUCCCUUUGUGGGAAUACCAUUGCAAAUGCAAAAUCACAAUGAUACGACAGCUUUCCGCUCUUCAAACGAAAAUGAAAACAGCUCUGAAUCUCCAGAAGUUUCGCUAUCGCCAGAAUCCGAGCCACCGCCGGAUGUAGCGCCUCAAAAUAUAAGAUUUCCGCAAUGGGAGGCCACUCAACAAUGGCAUCCAUAUUUAACUCCCACUCCGGAUCCAUUUAUGUGGCAACCAACUCCUACCACCCCUCAAAAUGUGUUUAACUUUGCCAUGAAACCCAUGAUGACCUCUACACCAUGUACACCUGAUGUUAUGUCAUAUUAUGAUCCCAAUUAUGUUUACUAUUAUAAUUACCACAACUAUGACCCAUGUAAUUAUCAAGUAUGGUCUGAAUACAACACGCAACAAUCAACAGAGGCUCUGGAAAGACAUGAAGAACCAAGAAAGGACUCAAAUACUGACAUCAACCACAAUGAAAAACCGAUGGAACAUUCCACUCCUGAACAUCAUCCUCAAGAACAUCAUGCACCCCCAGAGCGACCCCCUCCAUUAAACAUGUCGCUAGCCGCACCCCCUCAAAUGAUGGAAAUGUACUCUCCUAUGAUUCCUAUCCCGCCAGGUACACCGAUUCUUUAUGCACCAGCCCCAGAAAUGCCUGAAAUGAUGAUCCCCACUACACCAUAUACUGUUUUUACUCCCCCAGUGGAUGUUCAGUAUGUAUCCCCAGGACCUUUUGUUUACCCUCCUACUCCACCGGCUGCGUGGUAUCCAAGUCACCCAAUUAAUUCACAGGGCUUUAUUUUCCCUACUGUCCCACCACCUAUGCAGCCCCAGCAAACUGCAGGGCAAAAGUAGUCUUUUAAAGGAAUUAACUAUAAAGUUUUUAUCAACUUUAUUAAAUCAAUGUAAUAUUUGUGGAUGCAUUACCAGUUUGAUCUAAUCUUGCUUUGAAAAUAUGAUGUCUACUUACAAUACUACAUAAUUUAUUGUGAUAAUUAAAAUGAGACUGACAAUUAUUUCUUUAUGUACAACCAAUAUUAAGUAUUUUAGAAAUUAUGUUGAUUUUAUGGUAAGUGAUCUCAUUUUGCUAGUGUUAAAAACUUUAUAUAAAUUCAGUUUAUAUUCUCAUCAUGUUGUUAGGUUUAUUUAUACAUUUCUUAGCAUUUAUAUUUUUG
Messenger RNA from Brassicogethes aeneus, 2404 nucleotides. Lineage: Eukaryota; Metazoa; Arthropoda; Insecta; Coleoptera; Nitidulidae. The record is from the annotation of a GenBank genome assembly.